CCCCCCCGUUUAAACUGGGCCUCAAAAACAGGUUCUGACAGGACUUAAGAACUCGCAUGGGGCUCAACUAGUUCUUAAUUAACUUAUUUACUCUUCACUGUGACCUCUGUUUGACAACGCAGGGUACUUCAGAGGAAAUAUGUGUCCACUGGAUGAAGUGCAAGAAGAAGAAGUUUAAAGAUCUUCAUUUUUCAAGUUGUUGCUGAGGGCACAAAGUGAGGACAUUUGGGGUUUCUGUCACGUUAAAACUACUAGUGCUGUUGCUGUAAAUACUGUCAAAUCAUGCCAUGACAUUUAAUAAAUGAACCAAAAUCAAUGCUAGCACUUGCGUACAGGUGUGGGAGACUUUAUUUUAUUUUUUACAGUGGGCAGGUCAGUCGGUGAGGUCAGGAACGGAGUAAUGGGCCUCUCAGAGGAGGACAACUGAUGUAGCAUCAGCUGUUAGCUGCCUCCAUCAUUAUAACAUGAUUAAUAAGCUCUGUGUUUCCAAGACACACAGCACAGGAGACUUUUAGACCUUUUUCUCUUCAUUUCAUUCUGUUCUCUCCAUCCCUUGAUCUUUUGCUCUCAUACACCCAGUUUUCUUCUGCUCCACCGUCUCUGCCCUCUCUUCCUCCCUCUCUUCCUUCCUCCCUUCACUUCCACUAUCUCUCUAUUUUGGACUCUCGGAGGGGACAGGGUGACUCUCAGUAGGUCACUUCUCCCUGCCCGUCUCUCUCUCUCUGUCUUACUCUCUCUGUCUCACUCUCUCCAGCAGCUAAACCAGCUAGAAACCCAAUCAUCCGAAACUUUCACCAAAGAAUUUCCUGGAGAAAUCUUCAAGAAGAACUUUGAUUAUCAACAAGAACAAUACAAAUUCCAAAGAGCUGUUUGCUGGAUUUCCUUACGUUUUCUCCCGUGGGGAAGGUCUCAGUGUAUUUUUAGACCCUGCUGUGAUCCAGCUUUACCACAAUUGCCGUGUACGCUUUGUACGUCGCCUCCGUCAUCUUCUUCCUCACAAUCAGCCGGGGCCAAACAGGAUUUAACGAAGGAGUUGCACGCGCGUUUCCAUGGUGACGGUGCAUUUCCCAAAGCCUUUGAAGGACUGAAGGUUAUCACUGAACAUCCGGCAAACUCAAAGCCCAAGCCCUUUUCAACUUUUCAAAAUGAGCAGUCAAAACAACGGCGGGGGUGCGGACCGUCCGGCUCGGACCAAUCAGAAGACGUUUUUGGACGAUGUCAUUUUGACCUUUAAUUCACCGAUGGCCUGGCUGCUGGUUGUGGCGCUGGUCAUCACAUGGUUUGGAGUCGCCAUCGUUCUCUUUGAUCUACUUGACACUAAAACCCUGACAGAGUACACAUCAUACUGUGACGACCCCGUGUGUUUAUCUUCUGGUCUCCCUCCUCCCUCUGCCAUCGCUAAGAGAGGUUUGAAGGCAAGAGCUGCUCUUCGUCCAAUAAAAUCAAGCCCAGCUGGGGUCCCUGCUGAUGUCACAUCUCAGGAGAGCACUGAUUGGUUGGAGAUGAUAUGGACUUUUGCAGCCAGUUUGGUAGCUCCCGAUGCUGAGGAGGAGGAAGGUAUUCACCAGCUAACUGAACCCCUCACAUCUUUCCACUCGGAGGAGCUCUGAACAGGAGGAGCGUGGAGGGAGGACACGAAGGGACAAGUAUGAAGAGCCGGAGAGAGGAAGAAGGGAUCUGACUGAAGUGGAGGAGAGGACGUAAAGAAACAGAGGGAGGAGGAGGAUGUACAGUUUAUCGUUUCUGUCCGUUGUUAACUGGAAUUUUAAGAUUAAAAACUGAAAAUUAAGAAACCAUGAAAUAGUGUAAUAAAAACGCCAUUAUGGUCUCAACCACAUCUGUAUUCUGCACAUUGUUUUCUGGAUUUGCUCUUUAAAAAGUGCUCAUCUUUUAAAACGGUGUGAUAAUGGACACAUCACAAUGAUUCUCUGAGUUCUUCAUAACUUUUUACAAGCUGCAUCUCGUAAAAUGUUGUAAAAGAUCAUCAGAUGAAAAAUGUCAAAACUGUAAUUAAACAAGUAAAGGCUUGUUAGACAAUCACGACAAUAAAAAAGAAAGACAAAUCUU
Messenger RNA from Anarrhichthys ocellatus (wolf-eel), 2067 nucleotides. RefSeq names its product triadin. Gene Ontology annotation, cellular component: membrane; sarcoplasmic reticulum. NCBI's taxonomy places the organism in Eukaryota, Metazoa, Chordata, Actinopteri, Perciformes, Anarhichadidae. Gene Ontology annotation, molecular function: signaling receptor binding. The record is from RefSeq and is a predicted model, not a curated record. The transcript has 6 exons. Bases 1146 to 1610 code for a protein of 154 amino acids.